Molecule: messenger RNA, 1404 nt
Organism: Ziziphus jujuba (common jujube)
Lineage: Eukaryota; Viridiplantae; Streptophyta; Magnoliopsida; Rosales; Rhamnaceae
Product: inositol polyphosphate multikinase beta
Exons: 2
Coding region: 260-1138 (292 amino acids)
Biological process (GO): inositol phosphate biosynthetic process
Cellular component (GO): nucleus; cytoplasm
Molecular function (GO): inositol tetrakisphosphate kinase activity; inositol-1,4,5-trisphosphate 3-kinase activity
Source: RefSeq, a predicted model, not a curated record
CCAAUAUGUUUUAGCCUUGCUUAAGGGGUAUACCUGACGUUUAAUUGCUUCUCCCCGCUUCCCUCGCUCUCUCUCUCUCUCUCUCUACCCCCUGUUCUUUUCUGCUCUCCCUUUCUCACUCUCAAUCUUCUCCUCUUCGAAGUGUUUACAAGGUCUUCUCCAUUCGGUGCCGCCCUCCGUCUCUUUGUCGUUGCCGGCGACGGCUACACCCUCGUUGCCAUUCGGGACUACUUUUUUGUGAUACACUUCUUCUCUAGCCAUGUUUAAGGUUCCAGAUCAUCAGGUUGCUGGCCACCGGGCCAGUAAUGGAGUGAUUGGCCCUCUCAUUGAUGAUUCAGGGAAUUUCUACAAGCCUCUUCAGAAUGAUGAACGUGGGUCCAAAGAGGUAGCAUUCUAUAAAAAUUUUGCUUUAAACUCUGAAAUUCCAGAUCAGAUCCGCAAAUUUUUCCCCAUCUAUCAUGGCACUCAGCUAAUAGAGGCAUCUGAUGGGUCUGGCUUGCACCCCCACCUUGUUUUGGAAGAUAUUGUCUCUAGUCGCCCCAAUCCAUCUAUCGCGGACAUUAAGAUUGGCUCUAGAACAUGGUAUCUGGAAGCUUCUGAAGACUACAUCUCAAAAUGUCUCAAGAAAGACAGAGAAACAACAAGCCUACCACUGGGGUUUCGGAUUUCUGGACUGCAGAUUUAUGGAAGCAAAGAAUCUGGAGUUUGGAAGCCUGAUAAAAAGUAUCUUAAAAACUUUACUGCUGACGAUGUUAGAUUAGUUUUGAGAAAGUUUGUUUCUUCUAACUCAUUGGAAGAUUCAGGUAAGGAACCGGACUGUUCUUUUGCAUCAACUGUUUAUGGUGGUUCUACAGGAAUCUUGGCACAAUUGUUAGAGCUGAAGGCAUGGUUUGAAGAACAAACUAUUUACCAUUUCUACUCGAGUUCUGUUCUAAUCGUAUAUGAAAAGGAGUCAAUACUGAAAGGCAUGAGUUCAGGUGCUACAGUUAAACUUGUUGACUUUGCACAUGUCAUUGAAGGCAAUGGUGUUAUUGAUCACAACUUCUUGGGUGGGCUCUGCUCUUUGAUAAAGUUUAUCUCGGAGAUUCUGACUUAUGUACCUAAUAAUACAUACAAAGCUUUUCCAAAAAAACCUUAGUAGAGCUGUACUUGCUGAUAACAGCUGGACUCGAGGCUUUUUAAGCAUCCCUCCUGCAACUCAACUGGAGGAUUUUGGUAUCUAAUUUCUGUCUAGGCCUUAACUGUGACUGAAUUUUUUUUUUUUUUUUAAUUUAUGUUUUAUUUUAUUUUUUAAUUUCUUUGUGAUGAAUAAGCAACUUUCCUUGGAAGCCUGGCCAUUGACUACUGCACCAUUGACUGGCCAAGAAGCCUGACAACACAAAAUAAAGGAAAUUUUUCGCUCAA